Messenger RNA from Chrysoperla carnea, 4301 nucleotides. RefSeq lists its product as uncharacterized. The record is from RefSeq and is a predicted model, not a curated record. The transcript has 5 exons. Bases 305 to 2344 code for a protein of 679 amino acids. Lineage: Eukaryota; Metazoa; Arthropoda; Insecta; Neuroptera; Chrysopidae.
UUAUUUUGAUUAUAAUAAAUAAUUCAAUAGUUAAAUAAUAAUUACACAUAGCCAACCAUAUAGGUAUGGUAUCUAUUCAUCUACCUGGUGAACAACUCUAACCAAAUAUCAUCCAGAUACCAGCAGUUCAUACACCAUUUACCUAUAAUAAUCAUGUCAUCAAAUCAAGAUCGUUAUCCUGUUGUUACAAUUAUAAUUCAAAUUGUGCGGAUAUUUGUGUUUUAAUGGAAUGUACAUCAAGAGUAUUGUGUGCGUUUACACGAGGGGUCAAAUAAACAAAACAAAAUAUAUUUAAUUGAUCAUAAUGUAUAACGGUGGUGCUAUUUUAAAUCAAACGCAACAAGAAAUAGUACAAUCUUCAUCAAUAAAUACAAAAUUUAAAUAUCAAUUAAGAGAUUUCUUGGAACGUUAUUCAUUACCUCGUGUUGUUCAAAUACAAGAUAAACAGGAGUUUGAACAUCAUACAUCACAAUCACCAUCAGUAACUGCAUCGUCAUCGUAUCCUGCAUCAUCAUCUUCUUCAUCUAGUCAUCACCAUCAAACACAAAUUUUAUUACUUUAUAAAUAUAUUGAUCAAUAUAUCAAUUACAUUGGCGUACCAUUCACGUUCAGUUCAUCAAAGAAGCAACAACGUGUACAGAAUGCUAUUGACAGUAGUAUAUAUUUUCCGGAAGGUUAUGAAGGCUGGUUUUCUGUUAUAAACAAAGAAACAAAUAAAGUAAGUGCAAUUGCAUAUAAUUCAAUGGUGCAACUUGUUUCCGAACAAGUAUAUACAUUUUUAAGUACAACACCAAUUAUUGGAUAUAUAUUCAAUACAAGUCCAAAUAUUACAACGAAACAAUCUGGUGGCUAUAUCAAACAUAAAUAUGAAGCUGGCGAAGUGUAUCAAUUACGUGGUGUUUUUCAAGAUAAUCCACGUAAUUCAAACAGUCAUUCGAAGGGUAUAAAUAUUAGUGGGAAAAGUCGACGUGAUUUAUCUAAUCGUUAUGCACAAUUAGUAAAUAUUCAUACGAAUCAAGAAUUAUUUGUACCUUUAGUAACAAAAGGUUGUUAUUAUGAAAUAUCUACAACAAGCAGUAAUAAUAAUAUUGAUAAAGAUUGUAUUUAUCAAUUAAAUACAUUAUUUAAAUAUUGUAAAUUACCAAUUAUGGUUAAAUUAAUUGCGGGUCAAUUACCUAAAUCAUUAGGUAUUAAAUAUAAUUAUGAUACAUUUCUAAUAAACAAUAAAAUUCAAGAAUCCAUAAUGUUUGCAUGUUUAUUACCAACAAAUCAAUCAAAUCUAACAAAAAAAGAUACAAAACAAAAUUAUCAAAUUCGUUUAUUAAAUUAUCAAUCAAAAUUAAAAAUGUGUAAAACAUUAUUAGGUUUUGAUUCCGAACAUAAAAUGUUACAAUCCACAUGUAUACAACAAGCAUUUGUAUACUGUAAACAACAAUAUAAUAUAUUUAUAUCACGAGCACGUACACAAUCAGAAUGGCAUUCUUAUCAAACACAAUUAAAUACACUAAUUAAUAAUCAUAAUUAUAAUACCACACAUAGUCAAUUAUCAAAUGAACAGAAUAAUGUUAUGAAUAAAAAACAGUUCUUUAAUAUAUUUAAAAAAUCAACAACAACAAAUAAUACACAAAUAUCUGCUACACCUAUCACAAAUCCAUCUAGUCAUCAACAGCCAACAAAUAAUAAUAAAUUAAAAUCAAUGGAUCGAUACAAAGAUAUGUCGAAAUUAAUCGACGACACAUUUAACAUCAAUAAAAAUCAAUCGAAUCCAAUUAAAAAAUCAGCAUCGUUUAUGUUUACAACAAAACCAAUCACAAAUAUCGCCGAUACAAUACUUCCAUCAACUAUAACAUCUUCUAAUGCUGAUUUGAUAAACAAAUCAAAUUCGUUAAGUAGUAUUUAUAGUAUGAAUAAUAAUAACAAUAAUAACUCAUAUAUUACGGAUCGAUUAUGUUCGAAAUUUCAUGUGAAAUCGAAAAAUAUUAAACGUGUUGUACCAUCGCACAAGAGUAAAGAACAACUUUUAACAGCGAAUAAGAAAGAAGCGUCUACGUCAAAACAAUUAGUUCAUGAAGAAUUAUCAACGGAUAUUACAACAGAUCAUCUUCAUCAACCAACAGUUCCCAAGUGUAGUAUGAUACGUGAUGUAUCUGAAUAUAUGAGUGCAGUAGAUGCGAUUAAUAAAGACGCAAAUUUGAAUGGUAGUCAUGAAUCGUUAGAUAAUGAUGAGAGUGAAAAUAUUUAUGUGGAAAUUGGUGAAAAUAACUAUAUGGGUACAUCUAGUUCAAGAAGACAGUUAAUUAAUAAUGAAGCAUAUUAUGAACCAAUUUAUACUACGUUAAAAUAAUUCUGAAUCAUAACUUUAGAAUUUUUUGAAUGAUUAAAUAUUGUGAAAGGUAUUUUGAUUGUGUGAAGAAUCGACGAGUGUAAUAGCUCAUUGGAACAUUGAUCUCGUUUAUAUCUUUAAAACAGUCGCAAACGCAUGAUAUUAAAAUAAUAAGAAAUUGAGCCUUAAACUUGCAGUAAAAUAAUUGCGAAAGCUGUGUUUCGAACUAGGACUAGAAACCUGCCUUAUUAGCCAAGCCUUGAGUAUAUGUGUGUACUAGGCAUUUCAAACCACCUACACUACAUAUAAAAUAAAAAAUAUUUCAUUGAAUGUAUAACUUGGAAUCCUUUAUUGGAAAUAAAGGAGACUCAUGCUCAUUACAAUAUAACAAAAAAAAUUUAAGUAGUUAUUAAAAAUUUUUUAUUAUGUAUUUUAUAAGGAACAACUUUCUAAAACUUAGUUAACAAAAUGAAGUUGAAUAAGCCGCUUCUCUGCGAAAAGGAAGUUGAAGACAUUUAUAUACAUUAGUAUUCAAUGAAAUAUUGUUAAUUUUGGAGGGAUUGUACGGAUGGUUCAUUUCUCACUUUGUACAUUCCAGGCCUGAGCAGCUCUACUUUGAGUAUGAGCUAUUUAUUUUUCGAAACACAGUAAGCGCAAAUCGUUAACUGACUAAUUACGUGAUAUUGAUUUUUUGCUAGCUUUGACGAAAGUUAUUAUAUUUUUCAGAUUUUUGUGAUAAAAACUACGUUUAAAGAAUGGCGCAAAAUGAAUGUUAUAGCUAUUGGUUUCAUUACAUUAUUGGCUUUCUAAUUCGUUGUAUAUGUUGCAGCCAACUAGCUUAAUUAGCCGUUCAGUUAACACCUUAUCCUUUUGCUAAACUAUGCCGUUCAACUAGCGGCCUGAAUUAUUUUCACGCGUAUCGUCUAGUACAACAAUUAAUGAACCAGCUGACUGAUGCUUUCAUACAAUAGAGUAACCAUUUGACAAAAAAAGAUGAAAUAUUCAUUAGAAAUUGUUUAUGCACGUUAUUGGAAAUAUCACAUAUUAUUAUUUGGUAAUCAUGAGAUCAAAUAGAGUAACUUAAUAACAAAAUACACAUGUUAGUAAUCAAAAUAUUAUUUGUUAACGCAAGUAAAACUUCCAUAGCAUUUGGAUCCGCAAAGAAUUUUGUUUUUAAAACAAGCACAUCUAUUGUUGCAACUAAUUCACGGCAUGUUUACAACUACAUUUUUGGAAUCUCUGACCACCAAAAGGGGACUAACUUGCUGAAGCCUCUCUCAAAGAAAUUGGAAAUUCUGAAAUUUCGUAGCCAUUGCUUGUAUCUAACUAAGUACUGCAACUCAUGCCGUGAAAAUCAGUUUGGAAUAAAAAAUUUUUGCGUAAACUCAAUCAAUUUGUGUUAUACAAACUCAAUCAAUAUUUCAACAAUAUUGUUCCUUGCCGACGCCAUAUUCACAGUGUAAAGAUUUCAGCGCUAGGUGGCAGAAUGUGGAACUAAAUUUAAAUGACUAGGCAAGUAUUUAACCGUUAUACAUCCAAGUCGUUUGAUUAAAUGUUUAGUAAAAAGACUAGACUGUGAUAUAUACAAUGUUUUUACUCUAAGAAUGUGCGGUUUUUGUUUAUCAUAAAAUAUUUAUUAUGAAAGUUGAAACGACUUGUUUCGGUUUUCAAAUGGGUAUUGUUUCAAACGCUCAUUUUGUUCCACUCUGUAUAUUCUUACAAAAAUUUAAAAUUUUAAAUUUAAAAAAAUCACACUUUAAUUUACUGCAGGUCCCUGAAUUUUAUGUUUGAAUAUCAACAAUAAAAUUCGAUAGUUAAUAUAUUCUUAGUACGCUUGUAAAUUGGUGCUACAUCAUAAGAUGAGCUGUAUAUAGGUGAUACUUUCUGUUCUUAUAAUACCUAAGCAUUGUAUUCCGUGUAAUUGUUUUCUUUAAAUAAAUACUUACGCAUGUUACCUAAUCAUUAUCUAAACUUUAUU